UUGUCGCUUCGACUUGGCACUAGCUUAACUCCGCGUAGUUCGGUCCGCGGUGCAGAAAGCGCGAGUGCGGUGGUCGAGUCGCUGCGAUGGCCGCGCCAGAGGUAGGAACGCGCCACGCGUCCGCGAGUGCCCAAGCCCAGACGAUGGAUUGGCUGCGUCGGCAGGAGCAGCUCUCGACUGGGAGCCCCGAAGACAAUGACGACUACUACUGCGAUGAGGCGCUGAGCCUGAACAAUGUGAACUCGGCGACGCUGAGGCCAUACAACCCGGACUCCACGCCGAGGAUCGAUAGCUAUAGAAUCUCUAUGGCUAAUCUCGAGGAUUCGCCAGAUGUUGAUCUCGAUGCAAUACUCGGCGAACUGUGUGCACUGGAGCAAAGAUGCGAGAGCGACAUGGCGUCUGCGCCGAAUUCAGAGAACCAGCGGCAAAACAGGCCUAGCAACGGCAGGAUUCAGUCGGAGGAUAACACUGACAUUGGCAAAAAUGAAGGAAUGCGCACCGAUAGCCCAGACAACGAUAGUGCCUUCUCCGACACGGUGUCAAUGCUGUCGAGCGAGAGUUCAGCGAGCAGCAGCGGUUCCGGCCACAAACCAGCCCAGACCACUCACAUUCACACAGCCCCGCAACAGCAGCCUCACCAGCUUAUCGACGCUGCCAGCCGGGCGAAAGCAGAAAAAAUACGACUAGCCCUGGAGAAGAUGCGGGAGGCUAGCGUGCAGAAGCUUUUCAUUAAAGUGUUCACUCUGGACGGUAGUGGCAAGAGCCUCCUCGUCGACGAGAACAUGAGCGUAGCCCAUGUCUGCAGAUUGCUAGCAGACAAAAAUCACGUGCCAAUGGAUCCCAAGUGGGCCGUUGUCGAGCAUCUUCCUGACCUCUUUAUGGAACGAGUGUACGAGGACCACGAGCUUCUGGUGGAAAAUCUGCUGCUCUGGACUCGUGACUCCAAGAACAAGCUGUUAUUCGUUGAAAGGUCAGACAAAACGCAGCUGUUCCUUGCUCCCGAGAAAUUUCUCUUGGGCCCAUUGGAUCGUGGCAACGGCGAGUACGACGAUCACUCGCGUAACAUUCUGCUUGAGGAAUUUUUCUCGACCAGCAACGCUGGAGUCCCAGAGGUCGAAGGUCCGCUGUAUUUGAAGUCCGACAGCAAGAAAGGCUGGAAGCGAUAUCACUUCAUUUUGCGCGCAUCCGGUUUGUACUAUUGGCCCAAGGAGAAGGCUCGCACAGCUCGUGACUUGGUCUGCUUAGCAACAUUCGACGUGAAUCAAAUAUACUACGGCGUCGGCUGGCGGAAGAAGUUUAAAGCGCCGACGGACUGCUGUUUUGCCAUCAAGCAUCCGCGAUUGCAGCAGGCCAAAUCCACUAAGUACAUCAAGUUUCUGUGCGCUGAGGACAAUGCUGCUCUUGAACGCUGGAUGGUUGGCAUACGCGUGGCCAAGUACGGCCCGAAAAUCAUGGAGAAUUAUCGGACGCUAGUGGACGAGCUUGCUCAGGAGGAUCUGGAUAUGUUGGCGCAUGCAAGGUCCUGCUCCGUUAGCUCGAUCGCCACCACGCCGGCCAAUCAGACGCAGUACAACACGGCCAACGACAACGCCAGACAGUAUAACGAGUGUUCGAGGCUCAACGGCGAGACCACGCUGAUGAUCCAAACCCAAGGUAGGCACUACGACUCCAUAGUCGUCCAGCGGCAAAGCUACAACGGCAGCGAGCAGCGUCAGAGCUACGGCAGCGACGGCCGCUUGAGUCGCGCCAGUAGUUCCAGCUCUAGCGGAUGUUUGUCCGAUGGCGCACCUAGCAGCUGCGAGGUGGCCUUUGAGUGUGGAGAGUUUCCCACCGGUACUAUUAAGAGGAAGCCGUCCAUGAACCCAAAACUUCCACUGACUUCGAUCACUCGUCAGUUGAAGGAGGUAGGGGAGACGGUGCGCGACGUGCCGGACUGCCCAUCGCCGACCGGUUCGGGCUCGGGUACCUUGACUCGCCGACACAGCCGGAGGAGAAGCGGUACGGAUUCCGAUGGUUCUGGUACCCUCAAAAGACAUCAUAGGUCCGGAAAUGCAACACCUGUUAGUCCAGUCCCACCGGGUACCCCCGUUAGAGAACGAGCCAGUCCACUGAAUUAUAAUCGUACCGAAAGCCAGGAGCUCAAAUCACCGACUAGUCCAAUACAAUCUUGCAUGAUGGACUCGAUAACUUCUCUACCGCCACCGCCACCAUCGCCAUCACGUUUGACCGAAGAAGCCGAGUCCGACAGCGAACCAUUGCCUCCACCUCCCCCGGAGAUGUUUCGUUCGAACCUCUCGCUGGACUCGCUGCCGCCACCGCCGGCGCCUGGAGAACUAUUAAUGUGCGAUACCAGCGAUCUAAGUGGCUCGACGCUGAGCUUGGCUUCUCUACCGCCACCGCCGAGUCCUCUGGUCGGAGAGACCGCGACCAUCCGUCGCGCUAAGCCUAAGCAGACAGCCGCUGAGGACACCCCAAACAAUUCGAUUUCUCCCAACAGCAUGCCCACGCACGUCAGCAGUAAUCAGCGACCAUCGCUCAUCUACGCCUCGAUCGCGGCCACUUUGAAUGGUGUCAACGGCUCACAGAACUCCUCGUCCCAUAACUUGUUCCCGGCGUCGAAUGCCAGCACGCCCACCUACGUCCCGAGCUCGCCCAGCUUUAUCGUCGCUCAACCACCGCCCUUCGUUCCUCCGCCGGCUUACGGCUCGCAGAUCAGUGGGUCCGGGGGCGCUACGCAACUCUCGAGGCAGAACUCCAAGAUCUGCGAACCUAUCUACGUCAGCCAGCAGCAGACACAGCAGAUGAACGGCUCGGCACUGGCUAAGGGGAGCGCCGUGGUCGGCGGCGACACCAUCAGGCGGAGCGCCCUGAAGCAGGGAAGCGGGCACUAUGCGAGCCCGCCCUACCUGGCCGAGCUAAAGGCUAGCUCGAGUCCGCAGUCGCAGCGCCGCGUGACCAUCCAGGAGCCGCCAAUGUCACCCAAGCUGUCUAAAACACCCACGGUCAAGAAGAUCUCCUUUAAUCUGCCGCCUCAGCAGGAGCCGGGCAGCCCGGCAUUGCCGGUGCGCAAGCCCCUGCCGCCGCGGCGCUCCGACAGCACGAGACUGACCUCGCCCAAAAAGCUGGCUGUCUCCGAGCAAGCACCCCCGGGCGAUUUUCUGAAGGAUUUGCAGCGUGUCAUGAGGAAGAAGUGGCAGGUGGCGCAGAAGUGCAAACUUGAUACCACGACCACGCCUCACGAGGUGCUAGGCUUCAGGGAUCCGCCGCCAGCUACCGCCGACUACCGGGAGACUAAUGUGUCCAAUUGGGUGCAAGAGCACUACGGGGCUGACAACCUCUAUGAAAACGUGUACACCACGGAUCCGAACGCGCCUGUCGAGUAUAUCGCGGCUAGCAAUACUACCAGUCCCGUCAGGCAGCCCAGCGUGCGCUUCGCCGACGAGAACAGAAGCAUGAUCGCCAAUGCGAUUGUCGGAAAGAGGAGGCCCCCGCCUCCACCGCCUAAGCGAGCGGAGACGACACAUCUGACGACCGCGGCCAGAUCAAUGCACUGACCAUAGCAGAUCGAUCAGUUCCGUCCCGAAAGUCAAUCGUACUGCUGUCUCUGUAACUGGUGGAGAGUUUGAGGGCGUAUCAAUUUCCUUGAUGACCAACUCCCCGCAAGUUUUGCUAAUCAAAGAGCUUUUUUGAGGAACAACAAAUAUUACGAAAUGCGCAAAAACGAAUGGGAAUUCGAAGCUAAUUGUGUUGCUUAAUCGGUUAUUCAUUUGUCAUCGAUAUUUUUACAUCUAUUUAAACAAUGGCUGAUGAACUUUUUAUACUAUUUGCAAAGCCAAUGAGUGCAGCGAGCCAUUGAUACAAGCUUUGAUAGUGUCUUUGAACAUCGUCGAUUUUAUCAAUU
Messenger RNA from Phymastichus coffea, 3901 nucleotides. RefSeq names its product amyloid beta A4 precursor protein-binding family B member 1-interacting protein. The coding region runs from base 87 to 3554 and encodes 1155 amino acids. Gene Ontology annotation, biological process: signal transduction. The transcript is spliced from 9 exons. The record is from RefSeq and is a predicted model, not a curated record. Lineage: Eukaryota; Metazoa; Arthropoda; Insecta; Hymenoptera; Eulophidae.